This is a messenger RNA of Salvia miltiorrhiza (redroot sage), 1582 nucleotides long. RefSeq lists its product as uncharacterized. The transcript is spliced from 3 exons. The record is from RefSeq and is a predicted model, not a curated record. NCBI's taxonomy places the organism in Eukaryota, Viridiplantae, Streptophyta, Magnoliopsida, Lamiales, Lamiaceae. The coding region runs from base 356 to 1129 and encodes 257 amino acids.
AUAUAUUUAUAUUUUUUGUAUAAUUAAUUCAUCGAUAGUUAGAUUUCUACAAUAAAAUAAGUUUUUUUUUUAUUAAACUAACUAAUUAAUUAAGUUCAAUAGUAGCUAGGGACAAAACCAUUUUUUUUCCUUAAAUAAAAUACGAAAAGAGCAAGAGGAUCAAGAAUGCAUGAUUAGUCAUUGCAACUCGAGACAUUUCUGUGCAAAUUAAUCAAUGACUACAAAUUCACAAUAGCCAAAAACAUUUAUGUAAAGGAAUAAAAAAACAAACAAACAUAUUUUUCGAAUAAACUCAAAAGAGAUUUUGUUUGCAUUUGAGAUUGCAUGCGCAUUGCAUGCCAAAGGAGAGAGAGAGAUGGAGAAAGAACAGCGGAGGAGGAAGAUAAUCGCGCGGGGGACAGAUCGCAUGGCGCUGAUAACGGGUCGGAUCAACACACUGGAUCCGGAUCCGAUUUCAAAGUGUUCUUCGUUUUCCGUCAACCGCCCAGAUCUUCCUCCGCCGCAGCAUGCCCGCUCAUCAUCCGAGCCUCUCUCAGCCAACGACCAAGCCUUCUUCCAAUAUGGUGGAUGCGACGUUCCUAACAUAAAAGCCAAACACGACCAUGUUGAGGAAGCAUCUACAGCAAAGGAUUCAAGAAGCAGAGCUGCCGAGGUGCACAAGCGCGAUCAGAAAGAGUUGGCAGCUGCAUUAACAUCAAAAAAUGCACACUCAUCUCACAGAAACUACCUCAGUCUUCUUAACCCAAUCAUCAAUGCACAAGCAAUAAAUUCGAGCCUUUCAUCAUCGGAGGAUCUACGAGCAAUCUGUUCUGCUUUGCUAGGCCUUGUUGUGGUUGUGUUUCAGAUUGUCUAUCACUACACAGUUGGGAAACCAAAGAGCCUUGUCGCGUUUAGGCCUCUUUAUAUGGUGGCGCUGACUGACUUUCUUAUAGUCGCUGUAAGGCUCGUGCCUCAAGUAAGAACGAAGAAGGAGGAAGAGCCCAAGUAUGAGGAUGACGACGACAAUAACUUGGAUGGAGCCGUGAAGCUGCUGGAGUUGGGCUUGGUUUUGUACCAGAUGUUCUAUGCUAUCUUCAUAGACUGCAGUUUCUACUUGGUGGUUGUCAUACUUGGCCUUGCUCUGGUGUAAUGAAGCUCGGGAUUCAUCAAUUCUGGCCCACAAUUGGCUCUCCAUAUGAUUCGUUUUUGUCAAGGCCUGGGUUCUGAAAUUUGAACUAUUCUGCAAGAUGAUGAAGGAUAAUGGAAAAGCUUUGUUGGUGAUAUUGCACAUAUGACAGUAAAUAGACAACCAUUUUCGACUACAGGGGGAUUGGAUGAUUCAGAAGAGUGUAUAUGCAGAGUGAUGGCUUUUCCUAUCACAUGAACUUGGAUCUCCAUUUGUGGUUUAGGUUUACAUACUGAUUAGUUUCGCAAUUUAGGAAUAUUUUUGCUGGAACUUCACGAUCUGAUGGAUUGAUAUGCAAAUUCUAGGUGUAUUUGACUCAUAGAAUGAUUUAUUCUUUGUUGCUGUUAUAAAUGUUUUAGUGUGUUUAUGUAUGAUGAUUGUUUGAGAUUGGAUCAUUUCUGGAAAGUUUUUUAUGUA